Molecule: messenger RNA, 298 nt
Organism: Papilio polytes (common Mormon)
Lineage: Eukaryota; Metazoa; Arthropoda; Insecta; Lepidoptera; Papilionidae
Product: bombyxin A-1 homolog
Exons: 1
Coding region: 1-273 (90 amino acids)
Cellular component (GO): extracellular region
Molecular function (GO): hormone activity
Source: RefSeq, a predicted model, not a curated record
AUGUCUCACUCAAUCUUCUUCUUGAUUUUCACAAUCUUGGCAACAGUAUAUUGCCAGUGGGGACAAGAGCAAGUAUACUGCGGUAGAAGACUGGCAACGACCCUGGCCUACCUUUGCGAUGAGAGUCCAGUCAAGAGGCACUACAAGGAAGCCUUUAAUUGGCCGAUCGUGACGUCACAAUGGUCCAACAGUCUUGGCAGGAGGAAGCGGCAAGUGGUAGCUGAAUGCUGCGAUAAACCUUGUGCGAUUGAUGAACUGAUGUCGUAUUGUUAAUGUCUCCGGUUAAAUGUAAUUAGAG